This is a messenger RNA of Camponotus floridanus (Florida carpenter ant), 2519 nucleotides long. It is a transcript of the gene CRMP, whose product is annotated as dihydropyrimidinase. The transcript has 10 exons. Gene Ontology annotation, biological process: pyrimidine nucleobase catabolic process. NCBI's taxonomy places the organism in Eukaryota, Metazoa, Arthropoda, Insecta, Hymenoptera, Formicidae. Gene Ontology annotation, cellular component: cytosol; cytoplasm. Bases 234 to 2066 code for a protein of 610 amino acids. The record is from RefSeq and is a predicted model, not a curated record. Gene Ontology annotation, molecular function: dihydropyrimidinase activity.
GCUAGCGCAUCGCAUCAGCGGCAUCAGUCGCAUUUAGUCGAUCGUGUACAUCGUGUGUGUUACGUUCCACUCGUUACUUCCCAGUUUGCAUCCCUCUAUACAAAGAAAAAAAAAAAGAAAGAGAAAUUGCGCGCGCGCGUAAAACCAAUAUUUGUUUUAUACGAACAAAAAUAAGUGACUUACGUAUUUAGGAGUAAUUAUACUCUGUCAUCGAUUGAUUGUGAACGCGCAAGAUGAGUACCCCGGUGAAGAAAGUGCCCAUUCAUCUGCAGAGUGCGCAGAACAGAUUGCUAAUUAAAAAUGGCAAAGUUGUGAAUGACGACGGGCUUAUCGACAGCGACGUCUAUAUUGAGGAUGGCAUUAUCAGGCAAAUGGGACGCAAUCUUAUUAUACCGGGUGGCACGAGAAUCAUCGAUGCGCGGGGAAAAUACGUAAUGCCAGGUGGCAUAGAUCCGCAUACGCAUUUUGAAUUUGAAUUUAUGGGUACCAAGUCAGUGGAUGACUUUUACCAAGGCACGAAGGCUGCAGUCGCCGGCGGUACCACUAUGAUCAUAGAUUUUGCAGUACCGCGGAAAGAAGAGAGCCUUGUGGAGGUUUACGAGAGGUACAGAAAUUCGGCAGAUGAAAAAGUAUGCUGUGAUUAUGCGCUGCACGUCGCCGUCACUUCUUGGAGUCCGAAAGUUAAAGAAGACAUGGCGACAUUGGCGAAGGACCACGGCGUCGGUAGCUUCAAGAUGUUCAUGGCUUAUCGCGACAUGUUUAUGCUCAGAGAUCCGGAGUUAAUCGAGGCUUUCAAGACGUGCAAAGAGAUCGGUGCUGUCGCUAUGGUACACGCUGAGAACGGUGAUCUUAUCGCGGAAAAUGCGAAGAAACUACUCGCCGCAGGAGUGACAGGUCCAGAGGGCCACGAAAUGUCACGGCCUGAAGAAGUUGAGGCAGAAGCCGUCAAUAGAGCGUGCAUUAUCGCGAAUCAGGUAAAUAGUCCACUGUAUAUAACGGCGAUUUCGAGCAAAUCGGCCGCUGACGUCGUGUCGGCGAAACGAUCGGAGGGUGUUGUCGUUUUUGGAGAAACUCUGGCGAGCACUGUCGGUAUCGAUGGUAGCGAGCAAUAUGGUAAAGAUAUGGAAAAAGCGAGGCGCUUCAUAACUAACCCACCAUUGCGGCCCGAUCCAACAACACCUGCUUAUCUAACUGAACACCUGGCUCAAGAUACUCUCCAAGUUACUGGCAGCGAUAAUUGCACGUUUAACUCCGAGCAGAAGGCUCUGGGUAAAGAUGAUUUCACGAAAAUCCCUAACGGCGUGAACGGUGUUGAGGAUAGGAUGGCAGUGCUCUGGGAGAAGGGCGUGCACGCCGGAAUAAUGGAUCCUACGCGAUUCGUCGCAGUCACUAGCACGAACGCUGCCAGAAUCUUCAACUUGUACCCUCGAAAAGGAGUCAUAGCCGUCGGUUCGGACGCCGACAUUAUCGUCUGGGACCCCAACAGGAAGCGCACCAUUUCCGCUGAGACCCACGUUCAGGCCGUUGACUUCAACAUCUUCGAGGGUAUGGAAGUAACUGGAGUACCUGAAUAUGUGAUUGUCAGUGGACGCGUAUGCGUAGACGAAUGUGAGCUCAAAGCUGUUCACGGCUUCGGGAAAUAUAUCAAUACGGAGCCAUUUGGCACUUAUGUGUAUGACAUGAUAAAUGAUAAGGAAAAGAAACCACGUGGAGUCGCACGAACUGAAGCGGAAGCCAAGAGAUUCGCAGAGGAAGAUGCCGCGAUCGCGAAGGCUAAAGAAGAAGCAAAAACGGCUGCAGCAGCCGCUGCUGUGGCUGCAGCACGAGCUAAUCAGACCAAUGGUUCACUUCACGAGAGUCCAAGAGCAAAAUUUCAAUCUACUUAUGCACCUACUUUGCCGGAUUCCGCCGUUGUGACACCAUCUACGAAGGGUCCGAGACUCGAAGGCCAGAGAAACCUGCAAGACUCUACUUUCUCUAUUAGUGAGGAUGUCGAAGAAGCACGAAGGGCUUGUAUUCGCGUGAAUAAUCCACCGGGUGGCCGCAGUGCGGGAGGCUUUUGGUAAUUUAUACAAAAAAAGAGAACAUCAAGAUUCGCUUUAUGUAUAAAAGUCAUUUAACGCGAGAAAAAAAAUGUUUAUCCUCUUUCUUCCUUCCCCCAUCUAUCACAUACAUAUAUACAUAUGCUUUAUUGAUUUCAAAGAGUACCAGCCUCGCGCUUUCAGGUUCGCUACUCACCAAAUAUUAAAUUCAAUCAUUUUUUCAUAUUAUAUUCUCAUCGAUCAAGGUCUGUUCCAUCGAAGGAGGAUGCAGAGGUCACUGGCCAGUAGGUUGUAUGUUUUCAUAUAUUCAUAUUAAUUGUUCCACACUCGCUUCAUCAUUUUAGCAUUGCACUAAUCGUAUCGCUAAUAUAUCUGAAUCAUUAAUCUCGACAUAUUCUCCGAUUUCUAUGAUAUGUAAAUCAUCUUUUUCGAGAUUCUUUGAUAAAUGUUUACCAAUAUAGACUUUCUUUAAAAUUA